GGCUGUACACGUCUCUCUUGCUCUUCCUAGCGCACGACCAAGUGAGAGCGAAGCACCUAGGUCUUUUUGUUGGGGCGAUCGAGGGCGGAGAAGUUACGUGGGCGUGCUACAAGUUACACCCUUUGUAGGAACAUCUGCUGUUUUGAAGGCUUCGGAGCGCGUCACGUGCGUCACGCCGCCGAAAUCGGAGUGUGCGUCGUGACUCUUUAGCCAGACACAGGCACGAUGAUGCGCCCUGCUGCGGGCGUGGUAUCUCGCGGCCGCGCCGCCGCCGCCCGAGUGGCCGCAUCAGCCGCGUCCAGGCGUGUCGGAGGGAGGCGAGAUUUCGUGCAGAAUGCGCUCCCGAGCAACAGCAGCAGCAGUUCAUCAGCCGUUGGUUUUUUGAGCAGCAAGGCGACCUCCUCAACAUCGUACAGCCAGCAUUGCAGCGGCGACGGUAAGGAUCUCACGCACUGGGCCGUGCUCGCGAUGGGGUCCGCGCUGGCCCUGUGGAAAACAGCAGCUACGGGCAGCGACGACGAGGCAGCAGCAGGCGUCCCAGCCGUCGCCUGCUCCGCGGGCAUGGAAAAAAACAGCAACCACCGCCACGGCGACGCCGGCGGCCAGCCCUCCGUCGACGCGCCCCGCAGGCUGACCAAGCGCCGGAGCAUCCUGCUGGCGGAGGACGAGGUCGACAAGCAGAGCGGCCAGUCCUACUACUCCCCCUCCCUCCCCUCGGCCGCGGCCGGCGGCGAGCCGCCCCUCCAGCCGGCAGACCCCACCGUGUCGGAUAACGCACCCGGCGUGUCGCUCGUGGUCGCCAGCACCUACAACGGGAACGGGCCGAUCGAGGACCGGCACGACAUCCGGCAGAGCCCUCGGGGGGACUUCUUCGUGUCCGUGUUGGACGGCCACGGGGGCUGGCAGGCGGCCGAGCUCGCGCGGAAGCGGCUCAACAUCGCGGCGCAGACGGAGCUCAAGACCUCCCUCGCGGGGAACCCGGAUCAGGUCAAAAGUGCCAUCACCCAGGCGUUCUUGCGGGUGGAGAGAGAGUACCUCUACCAGGUGAAGGCCGCAUUCGAGCUGGGCUUUGGGGCGGUCGCGCGCACGGGGGCUUGCGCCAUCAUGGCCCUGGUGCGUGACAACCGGCUGUUCGUGGCGAACGCGGGAGACUGCAGGGCGGUGCUCGGACGCCGCAAGCCUACCAGGGUGGUCGGGGGCUGGAGUACGGGGCCUGACGGCGACCCGGAGGCUGUCGCGCUCAGCAACGACCACAACGCGAAGGAGCAGGUUGAGCAGGCUAAGCUUAAGAAGCUGCACCCGUUCGAGGGGGACGUGUACACCUGCAAGAGGCCCGCCUCGUGCUACGUGAAGGGGAGACUGCAGCCGACCCGUUCAUUCGGGGACGCGUACCUUAAGUACCCGGAGUUCAACGGGAAGGAGGGCACGCACAGAUCGGCGGGGAGAUUCCUACCGCCUCCUUACACCCCACCCUACAUCACGGCUGAGCCGGAGAUUUCGGUUCACGAGAUUGACCAAUCAAACGAUGACUUCGUUAUCCUAGCGUCGGAUGGGCUGUGGGACCACGUGACCAACCUGGAGGCCGUGGAGAUUGUCCGGAAGGCGGCCUACAGCGAUAAACACCCGGAGUCCGCCAGCGACUGCCUAGUGCAGCGUGUCUUGGAGAGAGCGGCGGAAAACCACGGUAUCAGCGUAGAGGAGCUCCAGGAAGUGCCGGAGGGGAACAGGAGGCGCAGCAUGCACGACGACAUCACGUGUGUCGUGUUCUUCCUCAACGGGAACAGAAAUAACGAAGGCUUCGCCUCCCUUCAGGGAAGCAAGGUGCAGGGCGCAACGUCACCCGGAUGCCAGGAGGCAGGCACCACUGCCACUGCUCAGUGAGGGGGUAGGGGAGAACUGCGGGCUGGCGGGACCAAUGGCGGGAAAGGAAAAAAACACCGGGAGCUUGAGGGCUUGGAGUGAUGUGUCGGUGCAAAACGGGGGGUGGGUGUAGAGGAAGCCAUCGUUGGCGUUUUAUCGAUGUGUUCCAUCUGGAGAGGGAGGUUGUUGUUUGCCCCCGGCCGCGUUGAUGGCGUUUUCUGCAGCAGGGCGAGAGUGCGUGGAGCGGUACUGAUUUGAAGCCAUACGCGGGCACUUGCGCUCCGCUAUGUGUGCCUGUUGAUCCAAAUUGCACCCUGGGCUAGUGAGCACAAGAUAUGUGUUCGGGGUGCCCCACGUCCGAUCGCGCUACUUUACCUGCUUGCCAGGCGUUGCGCUCUUUUUAUGGCGUUCCGAUGUCCGUGGCGUCUACAAGCGUGUUUCGCGGUGGUUAGGUGCAGAGACAAUGAGCGAGAGCUAUAUUUGAUUUGCCGUGAGGCCUGUCGAUGGGGUACGGUCGCGGGGGAGCUUUUUUUUUUUUGUAUGCGUGUUAAACACUAGACUUGGUGUCGCUCGGGGUCACAAUGAGCCAGGAUGUUUGCGUAUGAGGGAUAGACGUGGUGGUGGUCCUCAUCAUUGGGGGCAGGGAUGUCUGCUUGUGAGGCAUUAGACUUGGUCUUGUUCCGUGACCACAGCGAAUGAGGUGUUUGGGAAAGAGGCCACGGCGGUUCCACUGGCACACGGGGUAACCGCUUGGCCGAUGGCGGGGCCCCCAACACAAGGAAUCGGAAUUUCCACGGUUUUUUGUCAAGAGGCAGGCGCUUGCUUGACAGCAAGAGGAACGAGGAAGGCCAGCGUCCGCUCGUUGUGUUUGGUUACUGGAUGCCAAGCGUGUUAAGCAUUGAAAGCUACCUUGGACUCAUGUCCGCCCAAUCGCUUACGCGUGGCUGUGUGCGAUUCGCUGGCGCGUUGCCAGCGUGUGUGGUUUGUCUCCGCGCGAAGCACUAUAAUAGCGCAGCUUCUGAGGCGGUUAGUUUCUGAUGAUGACAGCGAUAUGGGCCCAGGUCAACAGAGAGGUGGGAAUACCCCUGGUUGCCGGUUGUGUUUCUUUUUUUGGGCCUCUCUCCGAGCCUUAGAAGCACCCGUCAGUGAUAGCUUUCCUCUUGAAUAGGGAAGAAUGGCGGUUACAUUGUGCCCCCUCCUCCCCACCCAGUAAAGUUGUAAACUUGGCAACGUUUUCGCCUAGCCAGCUAGCUGUAGAUGGAACAACUUACCCACCUGUGUCUGGUUGACGGGCCCUCUUUACCGUGGUCGGGACCAACCAGCAUAUUCACGCGUUCUGGUAAUCGGGAAACUACCAGCGAUGUAGAAGCAAUCAAACUCCAAGUAUUGCCGCCUUCGUCGAUGGUUCAAGUGUGUGUCCUCUUUGCAGGGUUUGAGGUCUUUGGUUGGCCUGUCAAAAAAACGGGUUGAUUACCCCAGGUUGCAUGAAACUCGACAACUGCUGUCUCUGAAUCGAUGCACGUUCACCAGUCGACGGGGAAAGUGCAUUGGCCUCUUGUGCAACCAGUUUCAACAGCACCUCUACACUUGAUAGUCCUGAAUCUACAAUUCCAAGAUGAGGUCCUCCCUCUCGCAGACCCUAACCGAUACGAUAGCUACCGAUGCUUCAUGGAUGGUGUACACAGCCUCGAUUCGUUGCCAACGUUAUGUAUUUCAUGACCGCUCAAGACGCGGACGUGCGUGCUUGUAACCCCUGCUGUCUACGACACACGACAGGGACGAACAAGGAGGGAACCAGCGUCCUUCCUCUGACCGCAAAGCGCCCG
Molecule: messenger RNA, 3686 nt
Organism: Ectocarpus sp. CCAP 1310/34
Lineage: Eukaryota; Phaeophyceae; Ectocarpales; Ectocarpaceae
Source: the annotation of a GenBank genome assembly